AUGUUCAGCUUUUCAAUCAGCAUCCGUUUCGACAACAGGCUUUGUGGCGGGGAUUUUCCCUUUCCUUCAGCCGAAUUCGCACAAAGUGAGGCUCUGCUCACCUCGGACAGCAGUCUCUGUGGCAAUCCGGGCAGCAAUCUUGUCAAUCAAAUCCGAGCAGACUUCACCAAUUGCGCUCUGCCUGCCGGCUCUCUCUCAUCAUCCAACUGCAUUCAAGGCAUCGCCAACGAAAAGGAGAACUGUGGAUACGGCAACAGCACCGUGGGAUUGUGCUCCUAUUGCGCGUCUGGUGGUAUUAACUCUACUGACACAUGCUGCUACAACUCGAACAUCGACCAGCGUUGCGCCGGAGUCACGCUACCCUCCAUUUUCCCUACCAUGACCUUCGCACCCCCCACGGCAACGGCGACCGCGACCCCGUCAAAUACGGCAGCUGCAUCCAAAGGGCUAUCCGGUGGUGCCAUUGCCGGUAUCGUUAUCGGCAGCGUGGUCGGCGCCCUGCUGCUUGCCGGCCUCAUCUUCGCCUGCAUCUUGCUCGCCAAAAGAAGAAGACGUGGGAGCCAGAAGGGCAGUGUGUUCAACCAACCGUCACCCUCUAGGCAAGGACCGUCUACGGUUAAGAUAGCACCGGCCCAGACCACGAGCGGGUACGAAGUCUUGCCCGGCGGCCGAAUCGCCCGAAUGUCAGCUUUGGAGAGCGCAUCAGACCCAGCUCCUGUCCCGCCUAGUCGCAACAGCGGCCCCCUCAUGGCCGCCGCCGCUGGAGGAGCAGCAGGAUAUAUGACGGGCAGGAGGAGAGGUGACGAUCCGUCUUCGUCUGAAUUUGGAGACAGCCCCGAGUCGGAAUCCAGAGCCGGUGUUCUACGACCCCCUCCCACGAACAUCCGGAGGACGGGAUCUCUGUCCAGUAGCUCAGUCCUCGCGGAUCCACAAUCGCCCACGAGCGCCGGAAUGUCGUCCCCACAAGGCAUGGCUAGCCAGCAAUCUGAGCAGCUGCCAUUCUUCAAGGAUUACUACUCUCAAGACGACAUUCACCCUGGUGAUAGAGUCGCUACACUCUGGGCCUACCAACCCCGUGCCCCCGACGAAUUCACUCUCGAACGCGGCGAUAUGCUCAAGAUUGUGGGUAUCUGGGAUGACGGUUGGGCAACGGGUAUUCUGAUGGAUGAGCGGGCCGAUGAAUGGGAAGCUCGACGACAGGCCCAACGAGACAGCGGUGUUUCCAACACCUCUGGCCGACAUCAAGACAAUUCGCCGCCUGUGAGCGGCGAGAUCAAGGCCUUCCCCCUUGUUUGCGUCUGCUUGCCAGAACACUGGAGGAAAACUAUUGAGGGAGAUGUCUCGACUGAAGGUUCCAGCGCUCACCAAGGACACUCAUCUUUUUCAUGA
Messenger RNA from Colletotrichum fioriniae, 1389 nucleotides. Lineage: Eukaryota; Fungi; Ascomycota; Sordariomycetes; Glomerellales; Glomerellaceae. The record is from RefSeq and is a predicted model, not a curated record.